Naegleria fowleri is the source of this 1545-nucleotide messenger RNA. RefSeq lists its product as uncharacterized. The transcript is spliced from 2 exons. Bases 1 to 1545 code for a protein of 514 amino acids. Lineage: Eukaryota; Heterolobosea; Eutetramitea; Acrasida; Naegleriidae. The record is from RefSeq and is a predicted model, not a curated record.
AUGCCUUCAAAGCAGGUCAAACUUCUUCAAACCAGUUACGAUGAAGAUCAAUCAUCCUCCGAUGAGGAUGAGUUUGAAAAUCCAUUCAAAAUUCCAACUGAUGAGCAAAUAUUUGAAAGGAGAGAAAAAGAAACAAACAAAGAUGCCAACUCCAGCUUGCACUCACGUUCUCCUCGAAAACAUAAAUUCAGCAGCCGCAGAGAUCGUGCUUUGCUGCCCAACAUCAACGACAAAAAAUCUAAAAGCGCUCCCUCAGGUGAUAUGUCACUGGAUGCUUCGUAUAAAAAAAAGGAAAACGUUGGAGAUUUUAUAGAGAAGAAAAAACAAAUGUUUUUAUUGCAAAUGAGCAUUGACACAAAGAAAUUUGAAGUCAAGAAGCUCGAAAAAAAAGCUCAAAAACGAGAACAAAAGUUAUUUCAAAUGGAGCAAGAACUAAAGCAACAGACACAAGCGUUUGACGACUUUUUGGCUUUGAAUGACAUUAGGGCGGUUGAAGCCAUCAAAAAAGCAGAAGAAGAAACAAAAGCCAAACAAUCAAAACAAAAUGAAAUUAAGAAAUUGAAUGCUAGGGCUGCGGCUAUUAACACUGAGAUAGCUAAACUAGACGAACAAUUAGAAAACUGCAGAAGAUAUAAGGAAUUUUUGGAUUCUCUCACACCUAAGGAAGAGUUAAUGAAAAUGAACGAAAAGAAGAAUUCAAAGAAAAACAAGAACCAAGGUACUUCAAAGAUAGCCUCUAAAAACUCUAGUAAUGAUGAUGAAAAACCAGAAACUAAAAUGACUCAAAUAGCUUCGAUCGAUGGCGGAGAAGACGAUGAUGAAGAUGAUGACGACGAGGCCAUUGAAAUGUAUUUUAAAAAACCGGAACAAUUGUUAAAUAUUUAUUCAGAAUUGGAAGAAAGCAAUUUAAUUCUUAUUCAAAGUACUGAAGACAUCCAAGAGCAGCUUGAAGAAGUACAGAAGAUAUACAAGGAGACAAAGAAGAAAAUGAAUGCUGAGGCAGAGAAUCUUCAACUCCAAAUAGAUAGCCUUAAUGAACAAAUAGAGAUGGAGCAGGAGCGAUUGAAAACCGUAUCAGAACGACAUUCAGCUAACAAUGAUCAAGAUGGUGAAGAGAAGCUCAAAACAUUGUCUGACAAAAUUAAGGAAAUAUAUUUGGACUCGGCCAUCGAACUUGACAACGACGAGAACGCAGAUUUAGUGGAAAAUCUUGAUCCUUUGUUUAUGCUCUCAAAGAUAGAGACAAAACUUGAAAGCUUGUUAACGUAUUUAGAUGACUACGACAGCGAUUUUAUUUCUAAAUACGAAAAGCAAAGAGAAAAAGAAAGAAGAAAACAGCAAAGAGAGGAAGGAAACAAACAAAAAAGCCAAAAGGAAAAGAAAAACAAAUCGAUUUUGCAGUCAAACGUAGCAAAGAAACGAAAUGGAAAACCUCUCGUGUUCCGAUCUGCUCCUCCAAAUACAGUCGCCAAAAAAGCAAAGAGUGAGGAAACUAAAGAAGAUGAAGAACGAGACGAGUUUAAGGAACUGUUUCUCAUCAACUGA